Felis catus (domestic cat) is the source of this 4524-nucleotide messenger RNA. RefSeq names its product thrombopoietin (gene THPO). Gene Ontology annotation, biological process: cell population proliferation; positive regulation of hematopoietic stem cell proliferation; positive regulation of ERK1 and ERK2 cascade. The transcript has 5 exons. The coding region runs from base 3093 to 4214 and encodes 373 amino acids. Gene Ontology annotation, molecular function: hormone activity; cytokine activity. Gene Ontology annotation, cellular component: extracellular region. NCBI's taxonomy places the organism in Eukaryota, Metazoa, Chordata, Mammalia, Carnivora, Felidae. The record is from RefSeq and is a predicted model, not a curated record.
GGGGAGGGGAGAGACCAGGGGGCGCGAAGAGGGGAGGAGAGGCGGGUCUGGAGCCCCCCGCUGCCGGAGGCCACAGGGCGGCUGCACCGGGAGGUGCGUGUCCAGCCCGGGACGGGAGCCCCAGGCCAGGGAGGGGCAGAGGCUGGGCCUGAGGCCUGGGCCGGCCACUGGGCUAGUACUCGGUAACUGCCGGAAGGAUGAAGACUUGUCUUUUAAGGAUGACAACGUGCACCAAAGGCCGGUCAACUGAUCUCCCCUACUGUGGGCCCACAGCACCUCUCAAACCCCACACUACCCACACUCUCUGUCUAGCUUGUGUCCCUAUCUCUUCUCUGAGGUCUGUCCUCAUUCUACUGGUCCCCAGGAAGUCCCAUUUCAGAGUCCCAUUUCUGUCUGGUGACAGUGUUUCCCUCCCUACGGUAACCUGUCCGGAGGCCCAUCUAACCAUCCUCAUCCCCAGCCUCACAUCCUUUCUCACCUUCUUCCUUCACGCAGGGGACCCUCUGCCUCUCCACCCCACCCCCAACCUCCUUUGUCUUGGUUUCCUGGUCUUGACUGCCUCCCUGUCCCCUCCCACACCCAUUCACCCACCAUCCUCCCAACCAUCCCAGCACCCUCCUUCCUAAUCUUGGGAGGCAUCUCAUCUGGCUGAACUGGAGAAUUCCGGGAUCUAGGCCAUCCUCCUUAGCUGACAGCCCCAUCCUUGGGAGGAGGAGCAGAAGGGGAAGAACUGAGGUGGGGGUGAUGGGAACAAGGUCAGGCCAGGAGGCCCCUGAGGACAGAGACUGUGAGGAGACUGGGAUUGAGGGGAAAGCAAAGGAACUAGAGCCAGGGCCAAAGGAAGAGGGGGGCCAGCAGGAGGUAUUUGCGGGGGAGGUUCAGCAGCUGUCUUCCCUAAGACAGGGACACAUGGGCCUGGUUAUUCUUCUUGUCACAUAUGGAGUGGUAGGAGAUGGAAGAGGGAGAAAGACAGGGCAAGUGCAGGAGAGCUUGGGCACAGAGUUAAGUGGCCUUAGCUGUCUGAGCUGCUGGGCCCUGAGCUCAGCCUCACCCCCACCCCCUCCCUACCACCACCACCACAAACAGCCCUCACCGUGCAGUCCUCUCAAAUUGUCCAAACGCUUUCCCCACAACACUGACCAAUGACAGCGUCAUUCUCUAAAAUGGGCAAUACCCACAUUCCCACUGGGAAAGGGGAAAUAAGACAUGACUCCGAGAGGGUUAUAGGAAAGAAAAGCAGAAAAGCAAGAGCCCUAAUGGAUUUCAACAGCAGGUGAAAAGAAAUUUACCCAGUCAAGAACUGAAAAACCCACCAAUAUACCUAAAACCAGAACCAGACCUUUGUGACUCUUCCCCAGGAACAAAAAUGUCCUGCCCGAUUCCUCCUAGAAAAAAACCCUGUUCCCCUCUCAUCUCCUUCCCCAGCCAGGCCCCAGGUUUCCCAUCUCCUAGAAAAAGAUGGAUCCCUCUGUUCAAAUCCUCUGUGUGGUGUGCGUGGGUGGAAGAGCUGGGCUCCGCUGGUGGACCAUGGUCCAGGCAGGGGCUCCAUGUUCAGUGCGGGUGGGAGGAGAAGGCGUCACUUCCGGGGGCCUUCGCCAGUGUCUGGUAGCUCCCUGCUCUCUGAUUGGGCAGAAGUGGCCUGGGCAGGCGUGUGACCCUACUGCUGUGGAGGGGCUGUGCCCCAACACUACAUGUCUUCCUACCCAUCUGCACCCCAGAGGGCUGCCUGCUGUGCACCUGGGUCCUGGAGCCCUUCUCCACCCGGUGAGUGGCAAGCAGGUUUUGGAGUUAAGUGAGGGUAGGAAGGACAGGAAAGAGAAAUUGGGCUUUCAGCUGGGGGAGGGGCAGGCAAACUGGAACCUACAGGCACUGACCUUUGUAGAGAAGAGUGUAGCCUUCCCAGAAUGGGAGGAGCAGGACAGAGCAGGGGUAGGGGGUGGGGUGCUGGGUUCUGAGGGACUGAUCUCAGACUUGGAGGAAUAUAGCAGUCCUGGCGGGUCCUAAGGAAAGGGGACAUGUGCUCAGGGAGAAAAUAAGAAAGGUGGCACAUUUAGGGCUUAGGACACAUAGCAUCAAGCUGGACACAGAUCCAAUCCCCAUUCUUACCCAGCCAUUCCUAGUUAGCUUAAGGUUCUGAAUUGUGGGACCGGAGAAGCUGGGACGAAGGAGAGGGUAAUGGGAGGAGGGCUCAUGCAUGUUGACAGACCUACAGGAAAUCCCAAUAUUGAAUCAGGUGCAGGCCUCUUUGCACUACUCGUCAAAGAAGGAGGAGGCCAUGUGGGGGGUCCUGCAAAGGAACUGGAAGGGUUCUGCAAAGGGGGCAGGGAGGAAGAUAUGGGCUAUGAGAUGGAUACGGUGGGUGUCCAAGGUGAGGUAAGCCGUGUAAGGUGGGUACCUCACUCAGCAGGUGCCCAUUCCUGGGCAUCUUGCCUCAGGUGGCAAGUCCCAAGACUGUUAGCCCAUCUCUUCACCUUGGAUAACCCAGUAUUUCAGAACUGGGAGUGUAAAGAAAAACUCCAAGAGGCUUAUGGGUGGGGGUAAAUGGAAAGAGAAUGAUAGGUUCAUUGCUCCCAUACCGCCUUUUCAUAAUCUUGUAAUCACCAACCCCUAGUAGUCCAGUUUUGUUUUUGCCCAACUCGCCUCCUCAGCCCCACUCCCCAAGCCACCCCUCAACACAUUGCACGUGUUUACUAGCUCCUCACCUUGACCCUGUAUCCAGCUUUCCAACCUCUUCUCCAGGGCUUAUGCCACAAUACUUCUGUUCCCUUUCCCCGUCCUAGAUUGUCUCCAACCAAACAACCAAGGUUGCUCAGAAUUUGAGGCCAGUUAAGAUGUGUGUGUGUGUGUGUGUGUGUGUGUGUGUGUGUGUGUGUGUGUGUGUGUAUACAGAUUCUGUCCUGCUCUCAGCAGGGGGCUGGUGCCCCACAGCAGAUUCACCAAGGAGCCUGACAAAAAGGAGACGCAAUAUGCUGCACUCACACGGAAACCUGGGAGCAGUCAGAGCUCUAGCAGUUCUAGGCUGGUCGGCGGCUCACACCCUCCCAGCAGCUGUUCCCCCCAGCCAGGCAGUCUUUUCCUUGACACCUGAUUAAAUGUUCAUUAUUCCUGUCACUUGCAGGAUAGAUUCCAGACCCUCUUCCUCAGCCCACCUGUGCCCCACAGUGCAAGAAGUGCAAGAGCCCAAGCCGCCUCCAUGGCCCCAGGAAGGAUUCAGGGGAGAGGCCCCAUCCAGGGAGCCACUCCAACCAGACAGCGUGGCCAGAAUGGAGCUGACUGAACUGCUCCUCGUGGUCAUGCUUCUCCUAACUGCAAGACUGAAUCUAUGCCUUCCGGCUCCUCCAGCCUGUGACCCCCGUCUCCUAAAUAAACUGCUUCGUGAUUCCCAUGUCCUUCACAGCAAAUUGAGCCAGUGCCCAGACGUUAACCCUUUGUCCACACCUGUCCUGCUGCCUGCUGUGGACUUUAGCCUGGGAGAAUGGAAAACCCAGAAGGAGCAGACCAAGGCACAGGACGUUCUGGGAGCCGCGACCCUUCUGCUGGAGGGAGUAAUGGCAGCACGGGGACAACUGGGACCCACCUGCCUCUCAUCCCUCCUGGGACAGCUUUCUGGACAGGUCCGCCUCCUCCUUGGGGCCCUGCAGGGCCUCCUAGGAACCCAGGACCACAGCUCACAAGGAUCCCAAUGCCAUAUUCCUGAGCUUCCAACAACUGCUCCGAGGAAAGGUGCGCUUCCUGCUGAUUGUAGUAGGGCCCACUCUCUGUGCCAAGCAGGCCCUGCCCACUACAGCUGGCCCAAGCAAUACCUCUGUAGUCCUCACACUACACAAGCUCCCAAACAGGACUUCUGGAUUUUUGGAGACAGACUCCCGUGUCGCAGCCAGAACUACUGGCUUUGGACUUCUGAAGAGGCUGCAGGGAUUCAGAGCCAAGAUUCCUGGUCGGCUGAACCAAACCUCCAGGUACCUAGACCAAAUCCCUGGACACGUGAACAGGACACACGGACCCUUGACUGGAACUCAUGGACUCUUUCCUGGACCCUCACCCAGGGCUCUAGGAGCCCUUCCAGGAACUUCAGACAUGAGCUCCCUGCCACCCGACCUCUGGCCUGGAUAUUCUCCUUCCCCAACCCAUCCUCCUACUGGGCAAUACACACUCUUCUCUCCUUCACCCACCUCACCCACUCCCCCGAUCCAGCUCCAGCCUCCACUUCCUGACCCCUCUGUCACACCCAACUCUGCCAGUCCUCUUCUAAUUGCACCCCACCCUCACUUCCAGAAUCUGUCUCAGGAGGAGUAAGGUACUAGGGCCCUGCCAGCUUCAGCACUGUCUCCCAUGUAAAGUUCCCUUAACCGGAGGGGAGGCCCUGGGAAUCAAGUUAUACCAGAUUUCCUGCUUUCACCUGAAACCCAAAGCCCUGCUAAAGCGGGAUACACAGGACAGAAAAGGGGAUCAUUUUUCACUGUAUAAUGUAAAACUUCAGAAGCUAUUUUUUUAAGCUAUCAAUAAUAUUCACUAGAGCAUCUA